UAGAUCACAUUUCCAGAACGUCGAAUCCUAGGUGAGAAGGAAUUGACAAAUGAUGGUUGAUGACUUUAAGGUGGUGGAACAUCACACGCAGAUCAACCAAUGAAGAAUCUCUUGACUGCCCGUCAGUUUGACGAAGGUGUCAAAGGUUUCCGUUGUCGUUGUUGUUUGAAUGAUAAUUACAAAAUCCUGCAUUGUCUAAUUUCAACUAACCUACUUCCCCUUGAACGAGCAACAUGAAGGAAGUGGUGGUAGUUCUGUUAACACUGUUCAUAACAACCCAAGUGUACGGGGAAAUCCUACUGUCCGAUAAAACUUAUGUUAAUGGCGUCCUAGUGGCCGAUAAAAAAGUCCCGGAAGUCCGGAAGCGGAACUAUCAGCGAGUUUGGGUUGAUGAGGCUGUCAGCGUUAUGUCCAUGGGUGAAAUCCCGAAACCGCUGUACGUGGGCAACGCCAUCGUCAUGCAGUCACAUGACUACAAAAAUGGCGCCUUCUUCCCUAUCGGACCAAAAAAGAGUUUUAAAGCUUUUUAUUUCCGAAACCAGCAACCUAUUCCACGAUCUGUGAUGGCAAAAUAUGAACUUUUAUAAAUGGUUUAUAUCAAAUACAACGUUUUCAUUUAA
Molecule: messenger RNA, 620 nt
Organism: Saccostrea cuccullata (small rock oyster)
Lineage: Eukaryota; Metazoa; Mollusca; Bivalvia; Ostreida; Ostreidae
Exons: 2
Coding region: 234-587 (117 amino acids)
Source: RefSeq, a predicted model, not a curated record